This is a messenger RNA of Thrips palmi, 1615 nucleotides long. RefSeq names its product XK-related protein 6-like. Gene Ontology annotation, cellular component: plasma membrane. The transcript is spliced from 7 exons. The coding region runs from base 140 to 1501 and encodes 453 amino acids. The record is from RefSeq and is a predicted model, not a curated record. Lineage: Eukaryota; Metazoa; Arthropoda; Insecta; Thysanoptera; Thripidae. Gene Ontology annotation, biological process: phosphatidylserine exposure on apoptotic cell surface; engulfment of apoptotic cell; apoptotic process involved in development.
UCCUUUUCUUCGUGUUCUUGUUCUUCUUUUCUGGUUUGUUUGUUUGUUUGCACUGUGACAGUUGAUUUUGUUUUGGUGUGCAUCAGGUGGAGGGAUUUUUCGUUUGUUUGUGCUGAUGGUUUAAAGGCACCUCCUCGAAAUGGGGAUGCAGGGCUGCUGGCGUCCAGUGGCCGCAAGCGCAACCGCAGCCGCGACCGCGGAUCAGACAGACUACCCUCCAAGGCCCAUGCAAGUCAAAUGUUAUCACUUCAUCUGGUCAGGCCUGGCGAUCGUAUUUCACUUUGUCGACCUCGGCACAGAUGUCAACGUUAUCACGCACUACUUUAGGAACGAUGAGAGAGGCUACGCCUAUGCGACUAUUGUCAUCAUUCUGGUACCCUCUUUCAUUAUUUCGUGUGUCAGCUACCAAAUGUUCGAUCUGGACAGAAAUCGAGAAGGUUCGCACAAGUGGAACAGAAAGCUCAAGCUAAGAAUUGCCAUGCAUGUGAUUCCGCUAGCACUGUUGCUCCGGUGUAUUGAUUCAUUGAAAUAUGCCUGGAAAUCAUGGAGGACUGGGAGGCAAAGAAACACAGGACUCCAAGAGAAGUACUACAAAUUAAUGCUGAAGGAAGAUGCAGACUGUGCAUUACUGCAAGUCUUAAAAUGUUUCUUAGAAUCUGCCCCCCAGCUAGUGCUUCAAGUGAGCUACAUUUUUAAGUGGGUUAAUUCAGAAAAGCCGUUGGAGCCAGGUUGGACGGGCUAUGACCCCUUAAUCUCAGCAGUAUCUUCUUUUUUGGGAAUGGCAUGGUGCCUGAGGACUUUCAAGAAUAGUAUUCGUUAUGUUCAAGAAGGCAAGGAUAACAUAGGGAGUCUAGGGAAUUUAUUCAUUUUCUUGUGGCAUUUCUUCAUUGCAAUUUCAAGAAUCUCGAUGCUGAGUGCAAUGCUCUAUAUUUCAUGGGCGUACACUUUGAUAGCAAUGGCUAUUCACUGGAUUAUUAUGACAGUUUCCCUAUUACGAAUAGAGAAUCAUGUGUUCUGCACCAGUGACACAUCUGUCGUUUCAAGAACCGUCACUUUCUUAGAAAAACUUAGUAAUAAUUUUUUGACAACUGUCUUUGCAGUAGUGUCCAUUUUUACCUACAUCCCACUCGAUGAAGGUGACACAUGUAUCCGAUAUACAUGCUACUACAGCCUUUGCUUUCUUGAAAACCUACUUGGCGCAAGCAUUUGGUACUGGAUUGAGGGCAGGUAUUGGUUCAAAGUAUUAAUUACAGUUUUGUGCAUUCUACCAUUCAUUCUUGGUUGCUCUUGCAUGGUUGUGUAUUAUCACUGGUUCCAUCCUAAGGAACACAGGAUUUCAAAUGGUAAUGUUAUUGUUGAGAAAGGUCAAGUGGAGAAUGGUUUUGUCAAUGUUGUUGGUCAAGGGGAGAAUGGUGUUGUCAAUGUUGUUGGUCAAGGGGAGAAUGGUCAAGGGGACGAUGGGAGUGAGAUGCAAGAAAUUUGUCUGAGUGAAAAGUUAUGAUGCUCAUAAAACGACUAGAUUGUCAAAGAACUCAAUGGACGAUUUGUUUACCAGUUCAUUAUAAUUUAUAUUUUGAUUUCUUGUGAUAAUGCAUUGUAUAUUAACUUGUAGUCU